AUGAUUUACGGGGCACAUUUCCGUGGUGGUAUUAUUUCAUGGCGUCCCUUAAACAAUGUACCAUCGGGUAGCUAUGCCCAAAUCCUCAUACAUCAAAGAUAUUUUUGGAAUCGGCGAUGGAGCAGUUUUAGCACACCUUAUUGUGAUGAAUCAGAUGUUGCUGCUCAAACAUCGAUUCCUGUCAAUUCCUUAAUGACAUGUUUACAAAAUUGUUCAAGUUCUAACUAUGCUUCACUUUCAACUGUAAUGACAAGUACAGAUUGUGAUUCAAACUCGAUAAUUGAAUCGUGGGCUGGUGAACGCUAUGAUAAUGUAUCACUACGUUUGACCACAUCAAUUACAAUUGGUUUUGUUUCAAGUGCAUGGUUUAGCUCACUUUAUAUUGGCGGUAAUGGAAGUUGGUCAAUUGUUAAUCGACUAAAUUUAGCCGUGAGACCCGAUGGUUACAUCAAUACAAGUCCUGUUACAAAUACAUUACCAGUAGUUUUUGUUCCAGUGAAUACACAAACAGUUCACGUUGUGCAAAUGGCAGAUACUGAUGCCACCGAUAUAUUGGCAUGUCGUUGGUCCAAUUCACUAACUAGUACAAACUAUAACCGUGAGAAUGAAUGUGGCGGCGUCUGCUCUGGACUACCAUCUUCAACUGUACUCACUGGUUCCAAUUGCACAUUAGUUUUUACUCUACCAACAACUAAUCUCUAUUACGCUUGUGCACUGCAGAUCGAAGAUUACUACGAUUCUUCCCACACGACUCCAAUGAGUUCGGUCCCAAUACAGUUCUUAUUCUAUGCAUACACACCUUCAUCAAGCGCUUGUGCAACUCGUCCAGCAGUCAUCGGUGAGCGUCCAAAUAGAGCAUGUAUUGGAGUUCCAUAUGACGUUCAGUUGACUGAAACUGUAAUUGUACAGACAUACUGUACCGGUCAAACUAUUGUUGAUUUUGUCACUAGCUCACCGAUUGGAAUGACACAUAGUGCGAUUACUAAUCCAAGUAGUGGUCUAUGGCACAUGACAUUGACUUGGACACCUAACAUAACACAGUCUGGUCCUGAAGGCUUCUGUGCUGGUGCAAUUGACAAUCAUAAUCUGCAAUCAGAUCCAUGGUGUAUUACGUAUCUAGUUGACUAUACAUCACCAAAUAUAAUUCGCCCCACAGUUGUACAGGGAUCAGCAAGUCCGGUUGGUACUGUCUUUGCAAACCAGUCGAUAUUUUCAAUAACGGCUACAAAUCCUGUUGGUCGUCCAAGUCGUAAUGGAACAUACGUCUGUUUUAACGAUUUAGCUACAAAUCUGUCAGUAGUGUGUUAUGACGCUGGAUAUGCUACGAAUAUGUUUUAUAAUGGAUACACAGUCACAAUCAUUACAAGUGUAACAUGGACUUAUGGUCAUACGUAUUAUGUAACAAUGGAUAGUGGGUUUGCUAGUGGAAGUGUAUUUUGUCAUGCUGAAUCAGCACCCAUCACCGAUGUAACAUUUUGGCAGUUUAAUAUCUGGAACCCAGGAGUUUCGAGUACAACUACAACGACUACAACACCUCCUACAACACAUACAGUGACAACGAGAAAUGUAUCGAUUACAACUGUCAAUACACUACUUACCACAACUGGCAUAAUCGCCUCGACUACGACCAUACUGAACGUUACUAGUACGACAACUACCACUACUACGGUUCUAACAACUACCACUACAACUGUUACCACUGCAACUACAACUCAGUUGGUCACCGAUAUGCAAGUUAUGACACCACAAGAUUUCGAAGAAGCCUGUAAACAACCUGUUGCUAUCUUCACAGUUGCUCAAUAUUAUAAUGGACAUAAAUAA
This is a messenger RNA of Rotaria sordida, 1821 nucleotides long. The record is from the annotation of a GenBank genome assembly. NCBI's taxonomy places the organism in Eukaryota, Metazoa, Rotifera, Eurotatoria, Philodinida, Philodinidae.